AUGUCGUCAUCUACAGCGAUAAGGUCCAGUACGGCUUCCGGUUAUACUAAGAGAAAAUUGGAAUUGGUUCCUUUCAAUAGUCAAUUAGAAGUUAUUGAUAGGGCUAUUUUAGAUGAUUCCAAAAAGCUGUUGAACUCAAAUCAAUAUGCCAACGUUCAUCGCUCUGGUUACAAUAAUAAUAAUGGUAAUAAUACCAGUCAUUCACAUAAUCAAAAUCUGCAAAAUAAAUAUGCAUUAGCUGCUGUAGCCGCUGCUGCUGCUGUUCAACAACAACAGCAAAAUUAUAUGCUUCAGCAACAACAGCAACAACAACAACAGCAACAGCAACAACAACAGCAGCAACUGCAAUAUAAAGAUAUCAAUCCAUAUAUGUUCCAUACUCAGAUGGGAUUCAACAAAGAUCAAGGUGAAUUAUCCUCGUCCUCGUCAUUGUUGUCAGAAAAUAAUGCUCCAUUACCAUAUGAUUUUCAGAAUUUCAUAACAUCAAACGGAAGUAACAAUUCAGUCACCCCUACAUCUGCGCCACUCCGUCAGCUGUCAGCUAUUGAGUUGCAAACUCCGUCGCUCCAAUCACAUAUCCAACCUCAAAUCCAAAACCUAUCUCAACCUCCAAUGCCUGGUUUUAUUUUUGAUCCUAUGGCUGAUAAUAGCAAAAUUAAACCCAACUCACCAACUUCAUUGGGACCACAAACUACUGCAGAUUCUAGUAAGGCUAGUAACAAUUCCCCACCAAGAUUAUUUUUGUCCACUUCAAAUUCAGGAGCAAGUGUGGUAAAUUCGGCUAAUUCCAAUAAUCCUGUCACAACUAAUUUCUUAGAGUCACCAUCCUUAUUACCAAGUGUUAACAAUAUUUCAAACAACUGGGCAACUAAUGGCCCUAAUAGCUCUAAUACUAAUGCUAUUAAUCAUUCUUCAAUUUGGGGUGCCAAUCCUUCUACUAUGGCACCUUCAAAUUUAGGAAAUCUAGACUCAAAGUCUGAAAGUAAAAUUUCAAUUCAAAAUAAUUUUGGUGGUUCAAUGUGGUGA
Messenger RNA from Debaryomyces fabryi, 1026 nucleotides. RefSeq lists its product as uncharacterized. NCBI's taxonomy places the organism in Eukaryota, Fungi, Ascomycota, Pichiomycetes, Serinales, Debaryomycetaceae. The record is from RefSeq and is a predicted model, not a curated record. The transcript has a single exon. Bases 1 to 1026 code for a protein of 341 amino acids.